Lodderomyces jiufengensis is the source of this 426-nucleotide messenger RNA. RefSeq lists its product as uncharacterized. The transcript has a single exon. NCBI's taxonomy places the organism in Eukaryota, Fungi, Ascomycota, Pichiomycetes, Serinales, Debaryomycetaceae. The coding region runs from base 1 to 426 and encodes 141 amino acids. Gene Ontology annotation, molecular function: mitochondrion autophagosome adaptor activity. The record is from RefSeq and is a predicted model, not a curated record. Gene Ontology annotation, biological process: mitophagy.
AUGUCAUAUACAAUACCAGAUUUAAGAUUUGAACAAGGGUUCAUGAGACAAUUAAAUAAUUAUGCAGGUAAUAAAAAGGAAGAACAAAAACCAUCAUUAUUUAAUAAACGAAAUUAUGAUCCAAUUCCACAAAUAACAGAUGCUGAAUUAAAAAAAUUAAAUCAACAAUUAGAUGAAGAUGAAGAAGAAUAUUUAGAAAAACCAGAACCUUUAUUUCCCAUUACACCAAAUAUUGUAAUAUAUGCUUUAAUAAAAGAUCAAAUUAUAAUGCCAUUAUUACAAGGGUUUUUCUGGACUGGUUUUCUCAUAUCUAUACGACCAUUCUUGGGGUUGAUUGUUAAACAAGGUCAAAUUGCUGGUCAUUGGCUUUCAAGUUUAAUUGGAUUAAAUAGAUUAACACAACCAAAAACUAGAUAUUCAUUGUGA